Brenthis ino (lesser marbled fritillary) is the source of this 1131-nucleotide messenger RNA. The record is from the annotation of a GenBank genome assembly. NCBI's taxonomy places the organism in Eukaryota, Metazoa, Arthropoda, Insecta, Lepidoptera, Nymphalidae.
AUGAAAACUAAAAGCUUUUUACUGUUUUCAUCAUCAGUUUUCGCGAUAAGUUUAUUUUUGAUAAUAUUCCAUUCACAACCACCACAGUCGUUCCAAAAUAUUGUGACGCAAACUCACCAACACAUCAAAGACUUUCAGGUUUCUCUGAUCCAGGAGCAAUUACAUGAUGAGGAACAGCAGAACCUGGUACAAGAGGAGAGGUACUUACGACUGGUGGGACUGGAUGGACAUACUGAGCUCUGGCAUAACACCACUGUACCAGCUAUCGUCACAUACGCAAAGAAUGAUGAUCAUGCUCUUGUUGUCGCCUUUGUGAGGGACUUUGCAAAACUCCCAUACACCAUCCUUGUUUAUAACUUAGGAUUAAAACCAUAUUCUUUAGCUGUGGUGUCAAACUACUGCAACUCAUCGAAGUGUGCAAUCAUUGAUUUUGAUCUUGAGUUGUUCCCUUCGCACGUGAGUGACGGGAGCACCACGGCGUUCCGCCCACUUAUCAUUCAGCACGCAUUGAGCCGAGUGGGCGGAGUGAUCUACUGCGAGACGGACCAGCGGUGGGCGGGCACGCCGGCCGAGCUGGCGGCGCUGUGGGCGCGCGUAGCGGGGGCGGGGGGUGGUCUGGGCGCCGUGGGCGUGGUGGCGUGGCCGCGGCGCGCGGCGGUCACGUCGCUGACGCACCCGCGCAUGUUCCAGUAUCUGCGCGCGGACGCGGACGACUUCCUGUUCGUGCAGAUGCUGGACGCGUCGCGACUGCUGCUGGCGCCGCGGCCCGCGCUGCCCGCGCUCAUGCACCGCUGGGUGCAGUGUGCGCUUACGCUCAACUGCAUCAUGCCCAUAGGUGCACAAUCGGUGGGAUGCAGGUUCGACAAGAAGCCGCAGUACCGGUACUCUGGCUGCCACGGGCAGGACGCGUCGGCGCUGAGCAUCGUGCUGGGUGCGCGUGCCGGCUACGAGGAGGCGCAGUACGCGGCGCGCGCUCCCGCCUGGCGCCGCGUGCCGCCCGCCGCCGCGCGCGCUCUGCUGGCCGCGCUGCGCCGCAACAGCACCGAGCGCGAGCCCGCGGACGAGGCACCCGCGCCCCCCGGGCCCCCCGCCAGGCCUCCUGCCGCCCCCUCGCUCGCCCUCGCCGCCGAC